AUGCUGGCAGUCAACUACACAUCUACCCUGAAACAGAUCAGCGAUCAAAUCGACAUCCUCGGAAGCGACCCUGCAAUAUCAAAGCCUUCAGCAAUGGCGAACAACCACAGUAACGACCUCGUCCUCAUCACAGGUGCCACCGGCCAUCUCGGCUAUGCUACCUUGAUCGAAGCACUCUCGCGAGGAUACAAUGUUCGGGCGGCCGUGCGGUCAGAGGCAAAGUUCAACGUUAUCGCUUCAGCGCCUAGUACGCAGCCUUACGUCUCCCAACUGACGUCCGUCGUUGUUCCCGACAUCACUACCCCUGGCGCUUUCGAUGAUGCAGUGAAGGACGUCAAGUACAUCGUCCAUUUGGCAUCCCCAUUGAUCCUUCCCAAUGCCAAAGACUUCGACGCUGAGAUUAUUCAGCCUGCCAUCCGAGGAACCGUCGGCAUACUCGAGUCCGCUACAAAGAGUUCAAGCGUGAAGCGCGUGGUCAUCACGAGCUCGAGCGCUGCUGUCGUGAGCGCAUCGGGCGAACCAUACACGGCUGACAAUGUUGAGGAAGACCCUAAAGGACCAUUCGAGCAUUUCUUCGUUGCCUACCUCGCCAGUAAGAAGCUGGCCUACAGCGCUACCCGCAGGUUCGUCGCGGAGGAAAAGCCGGGCUUCGAGGUCAGCAAUAUCAUGCCAAGCUUCGUCAUUGGACCCAAUAAGUUGGCUACCACACCUCAAGAGGUCGACUCCGGCUCGAACACGGUGGCCUUGACCUCAGUGCUGGGAAAGAAGAACCCAGCCGGAACCGCUCUAUUUGUUUGCCAUGUCGAUGAUGUCGCCUUUAUCCACAUCGAGGCGCUGGAGCCCAAGUAUGAAGGCAGCAGAAAUUGGGGCGUAAACUGGAAUGGACUGGAUCGGGAGAAGUCGUGGGACAGUGCGAACGAGAUCGUGAGGAAGCACUUCCCGAAGGAAGUCGAGAGUGGGUUGCUGCCAGCGAAUGGCGAGCACAAGAGCGUCUAUACUCCGUUUGACGCCAGUGCAACGGAAGAGGCAAUGGGAAGGAAAUUUAAGGAUUGGGAGACGAUGAUUGUGGACCUGGUUGGUUACUACGUCAAGGUCAGCUCUGGAUCUGCCAAGAACGGUGCGUCUCUUUAG
This is a messenger RNA of Cyphellophora attinorum, 1131 nucleotides long. RefSeq lists its product as uncharacterized. The transcript has a single exon. Gene Ontology annotation, molecular function: oxidoreductase activity, acting on the CH-OH group of donors, NAD or NADP as acceptor. The record is from RefSeq and is a predicted model, not a curated record. NCBI's taxonomy places the organism in Eukaryota, Fungi, Ascomycota, Eurotiomycetes, Chaetothyriales, Cyphellophoraceae. The coding region runs from base 1 to 1131 and encodes 376 amino acids.